Pecten maximus is the source of this 5985-nucleotide messenger RNA. Its product is annotated as mucin-22-like. The transcript has 14 exons. NCBI's taxonomy places the organism in Eukaryota, Metazoa, Mollusca, Bivalvia, Pectinida, Pectinidae. Bases 119 to 5251 code for a protein of 1710 amino acids. The record is from RefSeq and is a predicted model, not a curated record.
UGAAGAAUGGCGUCAACGUACUCAUGUGGAUUUGGACAGGCGUGUUAGUAAAUAUGAUCGGAACUGUGGACAUGAGUGAUCAAAAAACUUUCAAUUUAUGAAGACCUAAUUUAAUGAAAUGGAAAAUCACCAAGGUAAUGCUGUCUUCCCUCAGUUGGCCACAGUGGACCACCCUAUAGUUGCAAUAGAUUUGGAGAGUGGACAUGAGGACAAGUCAGUCUGUGACAGAGAUAACAAUGUGAGAAAGAGUGUCAGAUGUAAGCGACCACCCCAGUCCUUCUCGCCAGGCCUAGAUGGCACUGUGGGUGAGCGCAAUGAAUCAAGUAAAACCAAGAAACAGAGGACAAAGUCAGCUACUGCACCAGACCGACCUUGUGAUCUCAUGCCAAAUGGUGAUCCUUUCCUGUGUGACCUGUGUAUGUCUCCCUACGUCAUCAACAGAUCACUCAAACGUUCUCUCAAAAACAAAAGGUCCAAACACAAUCCUGCUCCCCGUAACAAGAUGGACCCUCUCACAGGGAAGAUUCUGAUGCUGUGUAAUGCAUGUAGCAUAACUUUUGACAGACCACGAAAACCUAGAAAGAUAGUUCCAGUGCCAACAGCAGAAGAGAUGGAAAAAUAUCUGGAAGGUGCAAAACAUUUUGCUAAACACCUGGCUGAAAAAAUGAAUAGACCCGAGGCUGAAAGGUUAUACUGUCCAGUGGUCCGACCUAAGACAUGUGCAUGCUUACAAAGAUACAUCAGUGGUGAUGGGGACUCUGACGGGUUUGAUACACGAGCUAAAGCUAUGAUUGACUUGUUAAUGAAGGCCAAGGAACUCAGCUCAGAGAAGUGUUAUUCUAAGGACAUUGAGACAAAGAGAAAGAGGAUGGGUCCUAAAAAUCAAGGUAUAGGCAUAGGAAAUGGACAAAAGCGAUCCAAGGCGUUUGAAGAGUUCGUUCUCUCCCAGAGGACGUACCUCAAGAAUGAUAUAAAGCUGUGUGAGAGAGCUGUACAAAAGGUCCUGAUGUACUCCAACAACUUCCUCCACAAAAAACUUGUCACUGAAAAGAGUUUGUGUCGUGCUAAGCCUGUUAAUGGAAUGGCCAGGAAAGGCCUCCUACAGCCAUUUGAUACACUGCCCCAGACUCGGUGUUGUGUGGACAACUGUGUAAUGAUGGCAAUUACUCACAAGAAGCUGCUUCAGGAUUGGAGGAAUAGAUCUAACAAAGGCCAAUCAGAGCACAGGAGAGUUAUAGCCGAGAUGUUGACUCCAUCUGCUGGAGCAAGGACCAACUGUUACACAUUCAUCACCAUGGUUACGGGGUCAUCACGUAGCACAAUUGUCCAGGUGAGCCAUCAAAUGAAGCAAACAGGCGGCGAGAGGGAGCCACCUACUCACGGAAUGAAAAAGUUCUGGCAGUGCAACAGUCGCCGAAAAAGUACAGAGACGAUGAGUCCAACAAAAAAUUCCUCUAACUUGGGGAAAACUAGUAGCAGUACAACAUUCACUCAUUCUGUAGCACCACCUAUCUCUAAACAGAGUAUGACGGCAUCAUCCCACAAUUCUACAACAGCUUCAAACAUCAUCAUCCCUGUGUCUGUGAACUCUACCAGCUCUGGUGGAUCAAGUUUAACAGUACAGCGACAACAGCUUCUACAGAUACAGCAGCAGAUGUUUGAACAACAAGUGCAGCAGCAACAGCAACAGCAUCUUCUACAACAACAGCUUCUUCAGCACACCAUUAUGCAACAAAUCGGACAAGCAACUGACGGCAUGCCACAGAACCUUCCUAUGCUGCAGACUAUGAUCGAUCAAUUGAAUGUACAGAUUCAGAACACACAACAGCAGCUCCAGUUAUCUUUGAGAACCAUGAAUAUGAUUGGAUCACAGCCUGUUGGUAGUGGUGCCAUUGGAUCAACACAAAACAUGCUAACCAAUGCUGAAAACAGCAGUGUUAUAGAAACAACAUCUCGUGGAAAUUUUCUAGGUGUGGAGUCGGCACCAAAUACACAUUCAAACCUGAUACAGAUAUGUGGAACCCUGGAAACGGCUAAUCUUUCUCAACAGCAAUCAAGUGUCAUGGCAUCCAGUAACAUUGGUACACAUAUCCAGACAUCUGAUCAAGGAGGACUCGGUCAAACUACAAACCAGAUCUUAUCAACUCUCUCACCACAGGAUCAACAGUACUUGAAUCAGCUGUCACCUUCACAGAUGCAAGGACAAACACAUAGCCGUAUGAAUAAUUCACAAAACUAUUGCAAUAAUUUAUCACUGCAGAGCAACGGACAAACAAUCAUCCAAGUCCAGCAAUCACCAGCAAUUCCUUCAUCGCACCAUACACAAUAUGUCCAAACAUUCGUGCCAGGGUCACAGCUCAAUAAAGGUAGGGGGAAUUUGAAUGAUAACGGUUCAUUAGAACAGUUUGUUAUCCAAACUUAUCCCAGCACGAAUCAAUGUGUUCAGGAAAACCCUGCCAGAAGUUCACAGAAUAGUGUAUUGGUUCAACAGCUGAACGCCCCUGUAAAUCAAGGACCACGCCUUACAGUGCCUCCUUUACUUCUUGUCAACCAACAGCAGGUUGAUUGUGGUGAUGGUCUUCCAAGUGCAUCUCACCUAAGUAAAGAGUUGUAUGAUAUCCCAGAAAGUGGAUACCAGCAAAAUUCCACCCGUAUAGACACUGAACAUAGUUUAUUACAUACUCCUAUUUUAGAUCUUACCCCAAGUGUUGUGACACCAUUUGUAAGUGUACCUAGUCAGACAAUCACAGAAAGUACGCUUGGAACAGUGAGUGUGAUUGGUCAGACCGUCUCAGAAAACACCCUUAGAACAGUGAAUGUUAUUGGUCAGACUACCGCAGAAAACAUGCUUGGAACAGUAAAUACUAUUGGUCAGACUACCACAGAAAACAUGCUAGAAACUGUGAACGUCAUUGGUCAGGCUACCACAGAGAACAUGCUAGGAACAGUGAACGUCAUUGGUCAGACUACCACGGAAAACACGCUUGGAACAGUUAGCACCAUUGGUCAGACUAACACGGAAAACACGCUUGGAACAGUGAAUGUGAUUAAUCAGACAACCACAGAAAACACUGUUGGAACAGUGAAUGUGAUUGGGCAGACCAUUUCGGAGAACACCCUUAGAUCUGUGAACGUUCAUAACCAAACUACCACGGAAAACACGCUUGGAACAGUGAACUUAAUUGGUCAGACCGAAAGCAAUCCAGAGUCAAUGACUAUAGCUGAAAAUACUACAAUUGCAAGAAGUAUUCCGGGAACAAGCACAGUAACCACUAUUGAGUCGGUGACAAUGACUGCCCAGAACACUAAAGAAAGUGUGCUGGAAUCAGCAGCCACGACUGAUCAAAACGUCACAGACAGAACUCCAGAGCAAACGAUUGCGAGUGACACAUCCAAAGGACGUACAGAGGGGUUUACGAGUGUGUGUGGUCAGACCAACAAAGACAACUCUUCAAUUACCAUGAGUGGUGGUCAGACCAUGCUAGACAAUGCGUCAAUGAGUAUCGUUAGUCAGAGCAUCACAGGAAGUAGACCAGGAUCACCUUGUGUGGCUGCCGUAUCCUCAACCUGUGAGAACACUCAGUUAUGCAACAUUCCAGUCAAAAGCAGUUAUCAGUCGGUCGUUUGUUCUAGUCUUGUCACGUCAGUUUUGGCAGAGGAAAACAAUUCCUUUCCUGAUAGAACUACAAACAACAUUGGUUGUCAUAGUUAUACAGUAGCCUCAAACAUGCGUAUGUCGCAAACGUCAACAAACACCAAACCGGUAGUCACUAUCUUUCAUACGUCGCCUAAAAGUGCAUUCCACACUCCUCAGAAACUGGCAGUGGCUACCAGUAACUGCAGUACUGUCUGUACUCCUUCUACAAACAAAUCUCUACAAGUUGAAAAUGCACACACACAUAAUAUGCAAGUGACAAAUUCUCUGCCAGGAAAUUUGCACGAGAAUAUGAACAUUGAUGUUGUGCAUAAUACACGUGUGUCGAAUGUUUCUGUGACUUCACUGUCAACAAGUAAGUCACGUAGUAAAACGACACGGCGUAGUCGCACAACUAAGGUAACACAAAGCCGAUUCCCGACUUCUUCUGUAAGUGUUAUACCAUCUACGCCUUUGAACACGAGCACGUUUCUAUCAGUUCCAUUGAUUCAAGCGAUACCAAGAGGUAAAUCAAACACUUCACUCAGACAGCUACCAGCGUUUUCCGUUUCUCCUUCCCAGAAACAUCAAAACUGUGCACCUUUUCUACAUGCUAGUGAUUCGCAAACGCAUUCAUCUGUGUCAGAAUUCAAACAGCAUUUACAAGAGAAUGCUUUAAAUGAAAGUCAUGUGCGAAUUCAGCAUACUGCAGCGAAUGCUUAUUCAUCAACAAUUGAGAAAGAUAUACACCAUGCCACUCGUAAAUCAACAGACGUCAUAAGAACAGACCGAGCUAAAUCGGCGCCGUUAUCAUUAUCCUCACCUGGAUCUCGAAACAAAGGAACGGAUGAGCAGAAUUUAGUAUCCAGUUCUCAAGUAUCUCAAGACUCUGUGUAUUGCAAUGUACAGACUUCUAACAAUGGUCAUUCAACAAGUUCACAUGGCAAAAAUGCUUCUUCAUAUCCUUCUAAUCCUGUCGCGAGGCUUGCUACCCAAAGUCUUAUUGGUAAUACUGCAGAAAGCACGAGCCCGUAUUCGGUCAGUGUUGCAACACCGCUCGUGAAGACAGUGUCAAAUACUUCCCACCACGAGUUUCUUAAUGUUCCCGGACCGCAACUUCAGAACAAAGUUGGUUCUCUACAACAAAGUGGGAAAGAUACGCAUGUUCCAGAGACUAACUCUCAUCAACAACCACCAAAGAAGUUGUCAUUGGAAGGCAUUUCUACGUCAACUGUGCAUGUGGGGUCUCAGGAGACUCCUGUGAGUGAUAGUAUUCUUCCUAUAAAUUGUACACUCGUCAUCAAUCCCUCGCAGAAUCAGCGUGCUAUGGUAGGAACAGGACAGAAUCAGCCAAUCAUUGGCCAGAUUCAACCCAUGCUACCCAAUGUAACUACACAUACUCGGACACAGCUAUUAGUAGAAUCAAAGAACACUGGAGACCAACGAACUCAGUCGGCAGGAACUCUACCACAGUCGGCAACAACUCUACCAUUAGUGCCCAAUACUACCUUUACUAUUGAUUCUGACACGUUGAUGAGGUUAUGCCAACAGGCUUCAUUGCUACGUACACCAGUAGUCAGCGUGGAUAUGAACCCACAAGUCAGCAAGAAUUUGUAGCGUUGAUACAUUUAUAGUAAAGGUUCAUUUGAACUGAAGUCGAACAUUAUCACACAAUUGAAUAUAUUAAAUGAGCGUUUGAAUUGUAACAAUCAUGAUAACUGCACUGUUUUCUGAAAUUCAAUAAAUAUAUAUAUAUAGAUAUAUAUACAAAUGUAUUGAUAAAUGGUUUUUAAAUAUCAUUUUAGUUUUCACUGCUCGUUAUGAUAUUAAGUUAUGACACGGUAGUAUGUUUAUAUACAUGCAUUUCUGUUUAUAUUUACUUAUUUACAUAUACUUUUCGAUAAAUAUGUUAUAAGUUAUAAAGCAACAUAAUUACUUAUUUUCGGAAUAUUAUGAUUGUCCUAAUCACGUGACGUCUCGCAAAAAUAUGAAGAGGAUACUUAGUAUUGAUUUUUUUUUUAUUUCACUCCUGUUGCUUCUUUUGAUAUAUUUCACGUGUAAAAGAUACCGAAAUGUCAGUCACCCGUGUGAAUAAUUCAUUAUUAAAAGUAUUUGUUGAAUAUUUUUCUGCAAAUACAUGACAAGACAACAUUUGUCUAAAAUUUCUAAAGUUUCUCAAUGCUGAUAUGCUUCAUGUGGUUUCGACAGUCUCGUUUUGGUUUAGAUGUAAAUAUGUUUUUAUAGCAUUGAAAGAUUUUAUUUUAAAAAAUGUGAGUUAGAUACAAAAUUAAUUGAAACUGCAACAUGUAGAUGUUUGUAAAUAUUCCGGAGACGACCCAAGCCAAAAAAAA